Molecule: messenger RNA, 2529 nt
Organism: Neomonachus schauinslandi (Hawaiian monk seal)
Lineage: Eukaryota; Metazoa; Chordata; Mammalia; Carnivora; Phocidae
Gene: ZDHHC8
Product: zinc finger DHHC-type palmitoyltransferase 8
Exons: 11
Coding region: 24-2321 (765 amino acids)
Biological process (GO): protein palmitoylation
Molecular function (GO): palmitoyltransferase activity
Source: RefSeq, a predicted model, not a curated record
GAUGCGGCGGCGCGGCGCCCAGGAUGCCCCGCAGCCCCGGGACGCGCCUCAAACCCGCCAAGUAUAUCCCGGUGGCCACGGCCGCCGCGCUGCUGGUCGGCUCCAGCACCCUGUUCUUCGUGUUCACGUGCCCAUGGUUGACUCGAGCUGUGUCCCCAGCUGUUCCUGUCUACAAUGGCAUCAUCUUCCUCUUUGUCCUGGCCAACUUCAGCAUGGCCACCUUCAUGGACCCUGGCGUCUUCCCCCGAGCGGAUGAGGACGAGGAUAAGGAGGACGACUUCCGGGCCCCGCUGUACAAGAACGUGGAUGUGCGGGGCAUCCAGGUCCGUAUGAAGUGGUGUGCAACCUGCCACUUCUACCGCCCACCUCGCUGCUCCCACUGCAGCGUCUGCGACAACUGCGUAGAGGACUUUGACCACCACUGCCCCUGGGUCAACAACUGCAUUGGGCGCCGCAAUUACCGAUACUUCUUCCUGUUCCUGCUGUCACUCAGCGCACACAUGGUGGGCGUCGUCGCCUUUGGCCUGGUCUACGUGCUGAACCACGCUGAGGGGCUGGGAGCUGCCCACACCGCCAUCACUAUGGCCGUCAUGUGUGUGGCUGGCCUCUUCUUCAUCCCUGUCAUCGGCCUCACUGGCUUCCACGUGGUGCUGGUCACUCGGGGGCGUACCACCAAUGAGCAGGUGACGGGGAAGUUCCGUGGGGGCGUGAACCCCUUCACCCGAGGCUGCUAUGGGAAUGUGGAGCACGUGCUGUGCAGCCCUCUGGCACCCCGGUACGUGGCGGAGCCCCCCCGGCUGCCGCUGGCCGCUCGCCUGAAGCCGCCCUUCCUUCGGCCCGAGCUCCUGGAGCGAGCUGCCCCGCUAAAGGUCAAGCUUAGUGACAACGGGCUGAAGGCUGGCCUGGGCCGCAGCAAGUCCAAGGGCAGUCUGGACCGGCUGGAUGAGAAGCCGCUGGAUCUGGGGCCGCCACUGCCCCCCAAGGCGGAGGCCGGCACGUUUGGAGGUGACCUGCAGACCCCACGCCCGAGCAGUGCUGAGAGCGCCCUGUCGGCGCAGAGGACCAGCCCCCCGACACCUGCCAUGUACAAGUUCCGGCCUGCCUUUCCCUCGGGUCCCAAGGCGCCCUUCUGCGGGCCUGGUGAGCAGGUCCCUGGCCCUGACUCCCUGACACUGGGGGAAGACAGCAUCCACAGCCUGGACUUUGCGUCGGAGCCCAGCCUGGACCUCCCUGACUACACGCCCGGAGGCUUGCACGCAGCCUACCCGCCGUCCCCGCCACUCAGUGCUGCUGACACCUUUUCGGGUGCCUUGCGCUCCCUGAGCCUCAAGGCAGCAAGCCGGAGGGGUGGGGACCACGUGGCCCUGCAGCCUCUGCGCUCUGAGGGCGGGCCCCCCACACCCCACCGCAGCAUCUUCGCCCCCCACGCGCUGCCCAACCGCAAUGGCAGCCUGUCCUAUGACAGUCUGCUUAACCCCGGCUCUCCCGGCGGCCACACGUGCCCAGCCCACGCCACAGCCGGUGUGGCCAGCUACCGCUCGCCCUACCUGCACCCGGGGGCGGUGGGUGACCCGCCACGGCCCCCGCCCCGUAGCUUCAGCCCGGUGCUGGGCCCCCGGCCACGGGAGCCCUCACCUGUGCGCUACGACAACCUGUCCAGGACCAUCAUGGCCUCCAUCCAGGAGCGCAAGGACAGAGAGGAGCGGGAGCGGCUGCUGCGCUCUCAGGCCGACUCGCUCUUCGGCGACUCGGGCGUCUAUGACGCGCCCAGCUCCUACAGCCUGCAGCAGGCCAGCGUGCUGUCCGAGGGCCCCCGUGGCCCUGCCCUGCGCUACGGCUCCAGAGACGACCUUGUGGCGGGGCCCGGCUUCGGCGGCGCCCGCAACCCCGCACUGCAGACUUCGCUGUCCUCGCUGGCCAGCGCCGUGAGCCGGGCGCCGCGGACCUCCUCCUCCUCCCUGCAGGCCGACCUGGCCAACAACAACGCCCCUGGGCCUCGGCCCGGCAGCGGCUCGCACAGGUCCCCGGUGCGCCAGGGUCCCCCCUCCCCACCCAGCACGCCCCGCUCACCCUCCUAUGCAGGCCCCAAAGCUGUCGCCUUCAUCCACACGGACCUCCCGGAGUCGCCACCCUCGCUGGCCGUGCAGAGGGACCACCCUCAGCUGAAGACCCCCCCAAGUAAGCUUAACGGGCAGUCCCCGGGCCUGGCCCGCCUGGGGCCUGCCGCUGGCCCCCCAGGGCCCUCCGCCAGCCCUGCCCGGCACACGCUCGUUAAGAAGGUGUCCGGCGUGGGUGGGACCACGUACGAGAUCUCAGUGUGAGAGGACUGACUGUCAUCCAUCCGCCGUGGAGCCCCGGGGACCAGGACCCCCAGCGGCUGCCCUCCCCUCCCGACUUCUCUGCCCCGGGAGACAAGGAGGCCCAGGCCUGGUGUGGACACGUCAGCGGAAGAGACCACGCCUCCACAAGCCUGUCCCUCUUCCUUCCGCCUGUCCAUCCACCCAUCUGCUCAGCAGGGCGCAGCUGGGC